UAUAAACAUUGGCAGUGGGGUUCUGACACAGACAAGCUAACAGCGCAGAGACUGAGUGUGCGGGGAAGAAACCCAGACAGGACCAUGACGGGAUACCUACUGACAGUUCUCCUCUCUCUAUGCAUGGUUGCUGCCGGCAGCCUUACCAUUAAGUUGAAACCAGACUGUGCAUCGGUUGGCAAGAAUGUCACUCUCAGUGUCAGUGGAAUAAAUGGGAACAUAACCAGCUUUACCUGGUAUCUAGGAGAGCCAAGUGCUUCAAACCAGAUAAUAAACUAUGCAGUAAGCUUUACGCCUCCCAGCGCUCCCGGACCCAAAAAUUUUUCAGAUGCCAUUGGACUUCCAAAUGGUUCCUUGCUGAUUACAAACCUUAAGACAGAAUACAGUAAUACCUACACGGUACAGGUACAGGCAGACACACCGGGCCAAGCUUCAGCUGAGCUGACUGUGCAAAGCGAAGACAAAUGCAAAACUGGGCUGCUCACGUCCCUGAUGGAAUUGGCAGUAAUGUUAUGGGAGUUUUUUUUAAGAAAUGGCAUUUAUAGCAGUCCUGUCUACACAGACAAUUGAACAGCAGAGACAAUAUAUAAUGAGAAGAUGGGUCACUAGUCCAGAAGAGUUAAAAGGGCACUUCCAACAGAACACCAUUGUUAACCCAUAUCAUUAAUUCAUUCAUACUUUAUUCAGUUAAUUCCAAGUUUUGAAUAAAUUGCUCAUUAUCCAAA
This is a messenger RNA of Xenopus tropicalis (tropical clawed frog), 725 nucleotides long. RefSeq names its product carcinoembryonic antigen-related cell adhesion molecule 16-like. The record is from RefSeq and is a predicted model, not a curated record. The coding region runs from base 85 to 570 and encodes 161 amino acids. The transcript has 4 exons. Lineage: Eukaryota; Metazoa; Chordata; Amphibia; Anura; Pipidae.